This is a messenger RNA of Acanthosepion pharaonis, 2877 nucleotides long. Lineage: Eukaryota; Metazoa; Mollusca; Cephalopoda; Sepiida; Sepiidae. The record is from the annotation of a GenBank genome assembly.
AUGAGCCGAAAACAGACACUUAUCUAUCCAUCUAUCUAUCUAUCUCAUCUAUCUAUCGCAGACACCCAUUCAUCUAUCUAUCUAUCCAUCGCAGAGACUUAUCCAUCUAUCCUAUUAUCUAUCCAUCCAUCGAUCCAUCGCAGACACUUCAUCUAUCUAUCUAUCCAUCCAUCUAUCCAUCUAUCCAUCCAUCAUAUCGCAAGACUUAUCUCAUCCAUCUAUCCAUCCAUCCAUCCAUCUAUCUAUCGCAGACACUUAUCUAUCUAUCUAUAUCUAUCUAUCUAUCUAUCUAUCGCAUCUAUCUAUCUAUCUAUCUAUCCAUCUAUCUAUCUAUCUAUCUAUCUAUCUAUCGCAGAUCAUAUCAUAUCUAUCUAUCUAUCUCAUCUAUCUAUCAUCUAUCAUCUAUCGCAGACACUUAUCAUUCAUCUAUCUAUCUAUCUAUCUAUCUAUCUAUCUAUCUAUCUAUCUAUCUAUCUAUCUAUCUAUCGCAGACACUUAUCUAUCUAUCUAUCUAUCUAUCUAUCUAUCUAUCUAUCUAUCUAUCUAUCGCAGACACUUAUCUAUCUAUCUAUCUAUCUAUCUAUCUAUCUAUCUAUCUAUCUAUCUAUCUAUCUAUCUAUCGCAGACACUUAUCUAUCUAUGUAUCUAUCUAUCUAUCUAUCUAUCUAUCUAUCUAUCUAUCUAUGUUCAUUUCCUUUCUUUCCUUUUUUUUUCUUUCUUUCUUUCUUUCUUUCCUUCUUUCUUUUUCUUUUGCCUUCAUUUUUAAUUGUAUUUUCAUUCAUAUGCCAUUACUUUCCUUUAUUGAUUAAUUUAUUUGUUAUUUUAUUUUUCUAUCUUCCUUUCUUUCUUUCUUUCUUUCUUCAUCGAUUCUUUGUUUUUUUCUUUCUUUCUUUCUUUCUUUCUUCAUCGAUUCUUUGUUUCUUCCUUUCUUGCUUUCAUUUUUUCUUUCUUUCAUUUUUUCUUUCUCUCAUUUUUUCUUUCUCUCAUUUUUUCUUUCUUUCUUCUAUAAAUCCAUGUGUCUUUCUUACUUUUUCUAUUGUUUUCUUUCUUUCUUUCUUUCAUCCUUUCUUUCUUUCUUUCAUUCUUUCAUCCAUUUUUCUUUCUUUCUUUCAUCUAUACUUUCUUUCUUCCUUCCUUUCUUUCUUUCUUCAUCCAUUCUUUGUUUCUUUCAAUUUUUCUUUCUUUCUUUCCUAUAUAUCCAUGUGUUUGUCUUUCUUACUUUUUCCAUGGUUUUUUUCUUUCUUUCUUUCAUCCUUUCUUUCUUUCUUUCAUCCAUUCUUUCUUUCAUUCAUUAUUUCUUUUCUUUCUUUCUUUCUUUCUUUCUUUCUUUCUUUCUUUCUUUCUUUCUUUCUUUGUAUAUCUUUCUUUCUAUAUAUCCACGUAUCUGUCUUUCUUGUUUUUUCCAUUGUUUUCUUUCUUUCUUUCAUCCAUUUUUCUUUCUUUCUUUUAUCAAUUCUUUCUUUCAUUUAUUCUACAUUUAUUUAUUUUUCUUUCUUUCUUUUUUCUUUCUUUCUAUAUAUCCACGUAUUUGUCUUUCUUACUUUUUCCAUUGUUUUCUUUCUUUCUUUCAUCAAUUUUUCUUUCAUUCUUUCUUUCUUUCUUUCUUCGCUUCUUUACUUCUUUCUUUCUUUCUAUCGUUUUCUUUAUUCUCUUUUUUGUUUCAUUAUUUCUUUACCGCGUUUACUUUCUUUCCUUCUUUCUUUUUUCUACUUUUCCUCGUUUUCUUUAUUUUCCUCGACUUUUUCUUUCUUUCUUUCUUACCAUUUCUUUCUUUCUUUCAUUCUUUCUUUCUUUCUUUCUUACCAUUUCUUUCUUUCAUUCUUUCUUUCUUUCUUACCAUUUCUUUCUUUCUUUCAUUCUUUCUUCCUUUCUUUCUUUCUUACCAUUUCUUUUUUCUUUCAUUCUUUCUUUCUUUCUUUCUUUCUUUCUUUCUUUCUUACCAUUUCUUUCUUUCUUUCAUUCUUUCUUUCUUUCAUUCUUUCCAUUUCUUUCUUUCAUUCUUUCUUUCUUUCUUUCUUACCAUUUCUUUCUUUCUUUCUUUCAUUCUUUCUUUCUUUCUUACCAUUUCUUUCUUUCAUUCUUUCAUUCUUUCUUUCUUUCUUACCAUUUCUUUCUUUCAUUCUUUCUUUCUUUCUUUCUUUCUUUCUUACCAUUUCUUUCUUUCUUUCCUUCCAUUUCUUUCUUUCAUUCGUUCUUCCUUUCUUUCUUUCGAUUUCUUUCUUUCUUUUCAUUUCUUUCUUUUUUUCAUUCUAUCCAUUUCUAUUUAUCUUUUCUUUCUUUAUUCUACAUUUAUCUUCCUUUUAUUCAUUAUCUAUCUCUCUAUCUAUUUAUCUAUCUAUCUAUCUAUCUAUCUAUCUAUCUAUCUAUCUAUCUCAAGCAUUCAUUAUCUAUCUAUCUAUCUCUAUAUAUAUUGUUUUCGAAUGGAUUCGUUGUCUCUCUCUCUCUUUCCAGCAAAUCGUCUCUCGAUCUCUAUUUAUUGCUUUCAUUUUACUUUUUAUUCGCCUCUAUUGUGUGUGUGUGUGUCUUUAUUUGUGUUUUUUUUUUGUUCUCUUUCUUUCUUUCUUUCUGUCAUUCUUUCCUACUCUUUUUCUUUCUUUCCAUUGUUUUCCUUUCUUUCUUUUAUCUGUCUUUUUCUUUCUCUAUUCCUUCCUUCCUUCCUUCCUUCUUUUCUUUCUUUCUUUCUUUCUUUCUUUCUUUCUUCCUUCCUUCCUUCCUUCCUUUAUUUCCAUUAGUGUUGUAUUUCUUUCUUUCUUUCUUUCUUUCUUUCUUUUUCCUUUUUUCUUUUAUCUGUAUUUUUCUUUCUCAAUUACUUUCUUUCUUUCUUUUUACUUUCAUUCUUUCAUGCUUUAUUUCUUUCUUUUUUUUCUUUUCACAUAA